AUGUUCAAGAAAAUCAAAGGUGCUCUUGGUGGGAAAAAGAAGAAAGAGGACUCUCACACUGAAGAAGCGUCUUCACCCCCAGUGGCCUCGACCCCGCCUCCAGCAGCACAACCCGAUCCAGUACCAGCGCCAGCUCCUGUUCCUCCUCCUGCUGCUGCAGCGCCUCCUGUAGAAGUACCCGUUCCCGUGGCGCCACCCCCACCCGCUGCUGUUGCCCCGCCUCCACCUGCUGCUGUUGCCCCUCCACCACCAACACCGGCUCCUGCUCCACAACCACCCAAAGCACGGAUUGUCCCACCACCGGCUCCAGCACCACGUCCUCGCCCGGUCCCUCCUCCUAGAAGAGAUGUGGCAUCGGCGCCCAUUAAAUCCGCCACAGUACUGACGGCGUCCGGGAUCGCGGAUGAUGCCAAAUAUUCGACCAGUGUUCCCGGUGGUAUUCCAGCUCCCGACUAUGCGGUCGCCAGAAGCAAUUUGCCCAAGGAAACACACUUCCGAACCCCAGAACCUCUGGAGUAUGUCCGUAAAUUGGUCGACACGGCACCCGCUGGUUUGUUGGCCAGCAUUGUGGGAGAUAUUCAAGAUGUCGCCUAUGGAUACAUGGAUGUCGAUUUUCUACGCGACCUGCAAACCAAGGAUCAACAGAAAAAAGGCAUGGCCAUGGGCGUGGCCCAACAUCACGCCUUGGGACCGUAUCUGGCACAAGAAAUUUCCAAUUAUCAGACACAAAAAUAUUCUCCCCGUAACGUCACAUUUUAUCGAAAUAUUGGUCCCGGAUCCAAACCGAGCGAACUCAUCGUGAACACCCAUGCCGAAUUGUUGGAUGGCAACAACUCACGGACGGGAGAGUGGAGUGCCGAGUGGACCGUCAAUGCCGAAUCCUGGGCUCAAGCCGAAAUGUCGGGACAAGUCCAAACGAGAGCAUGGUGUUACGAAGACUCGACGGCACACAUGUCGGCCACGCAAACGUUUGGACCCACGGUGGUGGCAGCCACCACUCAAGAAGUACCGCUCGCAAAAGUCAUCAUGCUGCAGAUUAUUCAAUGGGAAAAGGAAAUGCUGACGGCACUGAAUGCCGUCUAUGAAGACGAAAUGGAUGCCACGCUCAAAGCCAUUCGAAGAACCUUGCCCAUUACCAGGACACGGUUGAAGUGGGAUCUGAUUGCCCAGCGUGCUGUCAAGAAACGAGAAAUGAAGGGUUAG
Molecule: messenger RNA, 1203 nt
Organism: Seminavis robusta
Lineage: Eukaryota; Bacillariophyta; Bacillariophyceae; Naviculales; Naviculaceae
Source: the annotation of a GenBank genome assembly